Messenger RNA from Syzygium oleosum, 718 nucleotides. Its product is annotated as protein ROOT HAIR DEFECTIVE 3-like. The record is from RefSeq and is a predicted model, not a curated record. NCBI's taxonomy places the organism in Eukaryota, Viridiplantae, Streptophyta, Magnoliopsida, Myrtales, Myrtaceae. The transcript is spliced from 4 exons. Gene Ontology annotation, cellular component: endoplasmic reticulum. Gene Ontology annotation, biological process: endoplasmic reticulum membrane fusion. The coding region runs from base 19 to 396 and encodes 125 amino acids. Gene Ontology annotation, molecular function: GTP binding; GTPase activity.
CAUUCAAUCUGUUCUAGAAUGGCAAGCAUAUCUCCAACGAGGUUGAAAUACGUCGUACCUCUGAGACAUCCUGUCACUGUUUCUCCGACCGAACCUCGCGAGGCUUCCCUCAUUCGAUCGUCGGAUCGACCCUGCUUCGAUCCAUUGCCAAUGGGUAAUCCUGGUGAAUGUUCUUCUACUCAACUAAUUGAUGGAGAUGGCACAUUUAAUGUCGACGGACUGGAAAAUUUCAUCAAGGAGGUCAAAUUGAGGGAAUGUGGUCAUUCAUACGCCGUAGUCUCCAUCAUGGGUCCUCAUAUUAGUGGGAAGAGUACGCUGUUAAAUCAUCUAUUUGGCACCAACUUUAGGGAGAUGGAUCAUUUUAAAGGGAGGCAUGACUACAAACCGACUGUUUAGCUCACUCUUAUGAAGUAUUUGGAUUCGGAAAGUGCAAAACCAGUUUGGUGUUUUUCCAGGUCCCAAACCACCAGAGGUAUAUGGAUGGCAACAGCUGCUGGCAUGGAACCGUGUACCCUGGUUAUGGACUUGGAGGGAACUGGAGAAGGAGAGGACAAUACUGCUUUUGAAAAGCAGAGUGCACUUUUCGCUUUGGCUGUCUCCGAUAUAGUGCUCAUAAACAUGUGAGGCUUUUGCUUUGCUCUAGUGAGAUACCGUUUCUGCUGCUGCAAUUUUAUCUACGAGGUUGUUGUUUUAGUAUUUUCCUAGUGCCCUUUUUACA